AUGGCGUAUGAGAGCGGGACUGACUACGGCUUCCUCGUGAGCCAGAACACGAAGCUCCUGAGCGCGCUGGAGGACCUGCGGCACCGCUGCUCCAGCCUGGCCGAGGAGAACAGCUUGCUGCGCAGGAGCUGCUUCCCCCAGACGGAGGAGAAGGUGAAGCAUCUGAAGAGGAAGAACGCGGAGCUGGCGGUGAUCGCCAAGCGCCUGGAGGAGAGAGCCCGGAAACUCCAGGAGGCAAACCUCAAAGUGGAUGACCCUCGCUGCCUGAACGUCAUAGAGUUUGAUCGCCUGUUGCGGGAAUCCCAGCGAGAGGUGUUGCGGCUGCAGAGACAGAUCGCACUGAAGAAUUUCAAGGAGUGUCUACGUUCCUCUAAAAUCAGUUCAGGCGGCGCUUUGCCAAGCACUGCCGCACGUGUGGGACCGCCCGCACCGACGCUAAAUACCUGCAUCAAAGGUUCACCUCUACCGAAGGAGACCCGCUUGGGAGACCCAGCACUUGGAGGGGAAGCACGCAGGGAGGAAUUUGAACUCAAGAAAAAGCGCAAAAAAUGUGAAAACCUUGAGCAUGAAGUGAGGAAAAAGCAUAAAAGAUGCAAAGAACUGGAGAUCCAGCUGCAGGAGGUACAAAGUGAAAAUGCACGACUGGCCGAAGAGAACUUGCAGCUGAACGAGAAGGCUGGAUGGGCAGGACAGCUCUCUGUCCUGCGUACCCCAUGGUAA
This is a messenger RNA of Nipponia nippon (crested ibis), 720 nucleotides long. Lineage: Eukaryota; Metazoa; Chordata; Aves; Pelecaniformes; Threskiornithidae. The record is from RefSeq and is a predicted model, not a curated record.